GCUAGAGUUUAUUUCGACAACUAGCUUCAGUAGCCAUAAUGUGCUGAAAAAUAACAACAUUUUAUUCGCAAUUCUUUUUAGUGGCGUGUUUUACAUUUUUGAUGCUUUCAUUAAGUAAUUAAUAUUAAGCUUCUGUAAUCAUUGAAAUUUUAGAAUAUCAUUUCUAUUCGAAUUGAAUGUUUUGGAUUUUUAAAUUGGUUUUUAGUUGAUAGUUUUGUAAUUUUAUGUCUUCGGAAUUUUUUAAAAUAUGUCAGUAAAUAGUCCUAAGCUUUUACCGGUUGGGCCACCUGGUGGAAGACCUUUAAUAAUGCCUCCUCCACCACCAUUUGGUCUGACACCUCCACCCAUGCCUCCGAAUUUUAUGGGAGCACCUAUGCGACCAGGAGCUGAAGGCAUGCGACCACCUAUGAUGAUGCCCCCAGCUGGUACUCCUGGAAUGCCUGUCCCUGGCCCAUUUCCUGCUCCAGGUAUGCCUGCACCUGGAUUUCCAAUGCCUGCUUUUCGGGGUAUGGCACCAGUUCCAGCAAUGGCACCUCCAGGUACUACUGUACCAACUCCCUCACCAGCUGUUAUUUCAGCUCCACCUACUACUACUUCAAGUGGAUCUUCUUCACCUGUUAUAAAUGGUAGCACAAAAGAAAUUCAGAAUGAAGUUUCUUCACCAGUUGCUAAGUCCUCAUCUGAUAAAAAAAGUAAUUGGACUGAACACAAAGCACCGGAUGGGAGAACAUAUUUUUAUAAUCACAUAACAAAGCAGUCCAGUUGGGAAAAGCCUGAUGAAUUGAAAUCUCAGUCUGAACUUUUAUUGUCACGUUGUCCUUGGAAAGAAUACAAAUCUGAAACAGGCAGAACUUAUUAUCACAAUAUUCAAACCAAGGAAUCUAAAUGGACUAUUCCAAAAGAACUAGAAACUUUGAAAAUGAUGGUUGCUUCUAAGGAAGAUUCAGAUGGUUCUAAAAGUGGAAGUGCUGUAAGUGCACCAACAUCUGCUACAGCAUCACCCUCAAAAAUUGGUUCUCCAGCUGUUGCUUCUCCACUUUCAGAUGGCAGUCAAAACUUUGCUAAUAUCCAGUUGCCUUCAACAGGUGGACCUGCAGGGCAAAAUGAUGCAGUUGGUACUCCAUCAGAUCAAGGAGAUGCUGACGAUAAGGAUGAUGCCAAUGAAGAGGAAACUGACCCAUCAAAACCACUUGUUUUCAAAGACAAGAAAGAAGCAAUUGAAGCAUUUAAAGACUUGUUAAGAGAAAAAAGUGUUCCAAGCAAUUCAUCCUGGGAGCAAGCUUUAAAAUUAAUCGUCAAUGAUCCACGUUAUGGUACUCUAAAAAAAUUAAAUGAGAAAAAACAAGCCUUCAAUGCUUAUAAGACUCAAAGGGGCAAGGAAGAAAAAGAAGAACAGCGACUUAGAGCUAAAAAAGCCAAAGAAGAGCUGGAAGUAUUUUUACAAAACUGUGAUAAAAUGCAUUCCUCAAUUCGUUACAAAAAAGCUUUGGAAAUUUUUGGGGACUUAGAAGUAUGGAAAGCUGUUCCUGAUCGAGAAAGAAAAGAAUUAUAUGAAGAUGUUGUGUUUUUUGUUGCCAAAAGAGAAAAGGAAGAGGCUAAAGCUUUGAGAAAAAGAAACAUGAAAGUUCUAAGUAGUGUUUUAGAUUCAAUGACCAGUGUCACUUACAGAACAACCUGGGCAGAAGCUCAACAAUUGCUCCUAGAUAAUCCUCAAUUUUCUGAAGAUCCAGAAUUAUUAAAUAUGGAUAAAGACGAUGCACUUAUUGUGUUUGAAGAACAUAUAAGACAAUUAGAACAAGAAGAGGAAGAGGAGAAAGAAAGAGAAAAGAAGAGAAUACAAAGGCAACAGCGUAAAAAUCGUGAAGCAUUUGUGCGUCUUUUAAAUCAAUUGCAUGAAGCUGGAAAGUUGACAUCUAUGUCUUUGUGGGUGGAAUUAUAUCCUACUAUCAGUGCUGAUAUUCGUUUCAGCAAUAUGCUAAAUCAACCUGGAUCAACUCCCCUUGAUCUUUUUAAAUUUUAUGUCGAAGAGUUGAAGGCCCGUUUCCAUGAUGAAAAGAAAAUAAUUAAAGAGCUUUUGAAAGAGAAAGGCUUUAGUGUUGAAGUUAAUACUACUUUCGAUGAAUUUGCUACAGUUGUUAGUGAAGACAAACGAUCAGCAACACUAGAUGCAGGCAAUGUAAAGCUUACCUACAAUAGUCUUUUAGAAAAGGCUGAAGCUCGAGAAAAAGAGAGACAGAAAGAAGAGGCCAGAAAGCAAAGAAGACUUGAAAAUGCUUUCCGAAGUAUGCUUAAGAAUGCUGUACCUUCUGUAGAUUCAACAGUUGAAUGGAGCCAGGUUCGAAGACAAUUUGAAAAUGAAGCUCCAUUUGAAAAUAUAACAGUUGAAUCCGAAAGAGUUAGACUGUUUAAAGAAUAUCAACAAACUCUUGAGGAAGCUUGCAGUCAUCAUCAUAGUAAACCUAAAAAGCAUUCCAAAAAGUCAAAGAAACAAAAGCAUCGGUCUCAUUCCAGAUCUCGCUCAGAAUCAGAAGAAGAUUACAGGCACAAAAGCAGUCGGAAAAAGAAACACAAAUCUCGAUCGAGAUCUAGGUCCAGAUCUAAAAGCCGAUCAUCAGGAGAUUCCAGAGGCAGAUCAGACGAUGAGGAAAAUCAAAGACGUCACAGGAAAAAAUCCAGGAGGAAAGAUAAAAGACGGUCUCCUACACCAUCAUCUUCUGAAGUUGAGAGUGAUAAUGAUCGUAGGGGUAGAGAUAAGAAAAAGAAAAAAAAGGACAGCCGCCAUAAUCGCAGCCCAAGUCAUAGUAGUAGCCUAUCUCGUGAAGAGGGAGAAGUUGAUCAAACUAGUGACAAGGCUGGACCUUCCAUUGAUAUGCGUAAGUCCAACAGGAAGUAUUCAGAAAGUGAUGCAAGUGAAGAAGAGCUAGAACAUCGUAGAAGACUACUGCUUCAACAGUUAGCUGCUCACCCUAUUCCAUAAACAUUUGAUUCUUAUGCUUAAAUUAAUAGCAAGCAAGACUAUCAUUUUUUUUCUUACAUAAUCAUUAAGAAAAUAACUCAUUUAAAAUUAUAGAAUUUACUUUUUAAAAUUAUCAUUUUCUCAUUUAAAUAUUACUGACUUCCACAAAUUGAACAUAUUUUUUUUCCUAAUUUUGGAAAUUAUGUAAAGAUGUGUGUGAUGAAUCAUUAAAUCUGUAUGAUCUUUGG
Molecule: messenger RNA, 3204 nt
Organism: Parasteatoda tepidariorum (common house spider)
Lineage: Eukaryota; Metazoa; Arthropoda; Arachnida; Araneae; Theridiidae
Gene: Prp40
Product: pre-mRNA processing factor 40
Biological process (GO): mRNA cis splicing, via spliceosome
Cellular component (GO): U2-type prespliceosome; U1 snRNP
Molecular function (GO): RNA binding; protein binding
Source: RefSeq, a predicted model, not a curated record